AUGAGUUUAAAACCGUUCACCUACCCAUUUCCAGAGACAAGGUUCCUUCAUGCAGGACCCAAUGUGUAUAAGUUCAAAAUCAGAUACGGUGACAGUAUCAGAGGAGAAGAAAUAGAGGACAAGGAAGUCAUCAUCCAGGAGCUGGAGGAUUCUAUCCGUGCAGUCUUGGCAAACAUGGACAACCUGCAGCCCUUUGUUACAGAACACUUCAUUGUAUUUCCCUAUAAAAGCAAGUGGGAGAGAGUCUCCCACCUGAAAUUUAAACAGGGAGAAAUCAUCUUGACCCCAUACCCGUUUGUUUUCACUCUGUAUGUAGAAAUGAAAUGGUUCACUGGAAAUCUGCCUUCAGGGAAACCAACAGAUGAUAGUCCUCUUGAGUUGGUCCUGGUCGAGAAGAAAGCAGAAGAAGCCACAGUGCGGAAACGAAGACUCAUGGAGGAGCCCAGCUCCCCUAGCAGGCCAGGACCACACAGGGUCAAGAUAGAGACUUCUAGUGAAGCCUUAAGCAAUCAGAAGCCCCCGAAGGAAACCAAGAGGAACAGAGAAGGAGAAGCCCAGCAAGAAUAUCAGGAUACCCCAGCUUCUGAUGCUACUGAUGUGCAGGAACAAGAUUCUAAGUUGGGGCACAGCCUGCCAGAGCUAGUUAUCCCUCCACUGCAACAUAGCAACCCACCAACACCCAAAGAACCAGGAACCAGUGGCUUCUUUGGGUUUCUAAGCACUCUCCUUCCGUUCCGGUAUUUCUUCAGGAAGAGCUGGCAGUAAGCCUGCCAGGCACCACAGCACGGUGGUGUUGGUCGGUCGGAAAGAGGACUUUCUCUUGC
Peromyscus californicus insignis is the source of this 824-nucleotide messenger RNA. It is a transcript of the gene Majin, whose product is annotated as membrane anchored junction protein. The transcript has 10 exons. Gene Ontology annotation, cellular component: nuclear inner membrane. The record is from RefSeq and is a predicted model, not a curated record. The coding region runs from base 1 to 765 and encodes 254 amino acids. Gene Ontology annotation, molecular function: DNA binding. Gene Ontology annotation, biological process: homologous chromosome pairing at meiosis; meiotic attachment of telomere to nuclear envelope. NCBI's taxonomy places the organism in Eukaryota, Metazoa, Chordata, Mammalia, Rodentia, Cricetidae.